GAGGCUGCAAAGUCCGGCCUUGCCAGAAGACUGGCCCCUAGGAUGCCAAGGCCGCCGUUCAAUGCUUCAUGCUGACUACAGCGCUUUCCUCUUCAAAGGUCGGAAGCUGAAAGGAGUUCAGCCAAAGCCGCCCUUGCCUCCUCCUGGGCCCAAGGCCGAGGAUGAGGAUGCGCGUGAUCCGCAUGGCCAUCUCCUCAGGCAAAACAAGGUUUGUGGCUAUGCGCUCAAGCCUGGGGAACAGCGCUGCUGUGAGAAGAGCGAAGAAGAAUGCCACAAGUGCUGCAUAGACAGGACCUUUGACGCCAUUGAAGGCGAACCCUCGCCAGACACCUGCCGGAGAACAUGCAUCCGGAUGUGCUACAAAGGCAAGGAUGAGAAUGGCACACCUGGCAAGCAUCUGCCGCGGUGUCCAGAUGAUCCGGAUGCACUCGUCAGCCUCUACCCCAAGAAUGAGAAGGACGAGAAGUUGAAAGACUUCGUGAUGUUGCCAAAAGCUGGGGGUAUCCCGGACCAUCUCAAGAAUCUCAAGGGCUCGUCGAAGAGAUAG
Molecule: messenger RNA, 547 nt
Organism: Symbiodinium pilosum
Lineage: Eukaryota; Dinophyceae; Suessiales; Symbiodiniaceae
Source: the annotation of a GenBank genome assembly